Nerophis lumbriciformis (worm pipefish) is the source of this 2074-nucleotide messenger RNA. RefSeq names its product tweety family member 1 (gene ttyh1). Gene Ontology annotation, cellular component: plasma membrane; smooth endoplasmic reticulum membrane. The record is from RefSeq and is a predicted model, not a curated record. NCBI's taxonomy places the organism in Eukaryota, Metazoa, Chordata, Actinopteri, Syngnathiformes, Syngnathidae. Gene Ontology annotation, molecular function: volume-sensitive chloride channel activity; intracellularly calcium-gated chloride channel activity.
UCCCAUCUCUCCCACGGCCUCUCCAGCAGGAUGUUUUUGCCAGAGCGCCGGGCGUCCAUCGCCGCCACGCGUGCCUGAGCGGCGGAAGGUUCUUCCACGCGCGGAGGCAGAAGGCGAGCAGAAAGGCGUCCCACGCCAGCGUCAGAGGGUGGAGGAGGGGCCCAGGGCCAGGGGACGAUGGCUGCCAUGACGACGGUGCCCGGCUACAGCCCCUCGCUGUGGGUGAGAGUGUGUCACGCUCUCCCCCGGCUGGACCUGGCCAUGCAGAUGAGGGACAACGUCUUUGCCCCCGACAGCUGGGAGUACCAGCAGACCCUGCUGGUCCUGUCCAGCGUGUCGGCCGUGGCCCUGGUGGUCUCCCUCCUGGUGGUCCUGUCCUUCCUCAUCCAUUACUGCUGCUGUCACCGUGGCGACCGCGGCGACGGCUCGGAGGAGGAGGAGGAGGACGAGGACGGCAGCACGGGUCACGGCUACAGCGGCAAGAAGGGCCGAGGGAUCUGCUGCGUCACCUGGGUCGCCGUGGCCGCCGUCACGCUCUGCUGUGUUGCCAUUGGCGUCGGUUUCUAUGGCAACAGCGAGGCUAAUGAUGGGAUGUAUCAGCUGACCUCGUCUCUUCUCACCGCCAAUUACACGCUGGCCUCCAUCGACUUGCUGAUCUCGGACACCAUCAACGGGCUGCAGCUGUCGGUGUCGGGGCCCCUGAGCACCCUGGAGGAGAUGUUCACGGGCAGCAAGCCCUUCCUGGUGUCCACACGGAACUGCCGCAGAUUGUCAGACAACGUGAUCAGCCUGCUGUCCUCCGUCUCGCUGGCCCGCCCCGGCUGGGACGCGGGACUGAGCAACGACAGCGGCGUCAGCGGGGCCUCCAUCAUACCGCUCACCCCCGUGCCGCCCUCCGUGGCCCCCACCGUGGCGCCCGCCGCCGGCUUGCUGCCGGGGCCCUUCUCACCUGGCUGGGCGGCCAACACGCUGAUGGUGAACGAGGACUACAGGUGGUUGUCCUACGUGCUGCUGCUGCUGCUGGACCUCAUCGUCUGCUUCUUCAUCCUGCUGGGAUUGGCCAAGCAAGCGCGAUGGCUGCUCAUCCUGAUGACGGUGCUGGCCUGGCUGGCUCUCUUCCUGAGCUGGGGCUCUCUGGGCCUGGAGACCGGCUCCGUGGUGGCUCUCAGCGACUUCUGCUGGGAUCCAAACACGUUUGUGCUCAACUCCACUAACUUCAACACAGGAACCAGCCCAGACGUGCUGGACUACUACCUGACCUGCAGCCGGCGCAUGAAGAGUCCUUUCCAGCAGCUCCUCACACAGUCCCAGAGGGCUCUGUCCAACAUCCACACCCACCUGUCCAGCCUGGAUCGUAACGCCCUCACCCAGUUCCCUAAAGCCGAGAAGUCGCUCAGGGACGUCCAGCAGAUCCUCAACAGCACAGAAGGCAACUUCCACCAGCUGGUGGCGCUGCUCAACUGCCGAGGCCUCAACAAGGACUACACGGACUCGCUGAAGGGCCUGUGCUACGACGGCAUGGAGGGCCUGCUCUACCUCUCGCUCUACUCCUUCCUGUCGGCGCUCGCCUUCACCGCCAUCCUCUGCUCUCUGCCCGGCGCCUGGAGGAGCUUCCCCAGCGAUUCGGACGAGUACGAGGACUCGGACAGCGAGAGUGAGGACCCCUUCACCUCCCAUCAGGCACGUAGACAGACGGCCUCGGGGUCUUCCCAGCGCGGGGCCAUGGCCCCCUUCUAUAAUUACCCGGGGGCCGGGUGGACACCCCCCUUUUCUAGCGCGCCGCCCCUCCCGACUCCAAACGUUUCCUCCAAUGGCAACCCUGGCUAUGAGAGCCUCCCCCUGACCGCCAGGCAGUCCCCACCCCCCUCUUACUCUCCCAGCAUGCUGACUGGUUACGGGGCGAGUCAAUCACACCCCAACCCCGCCCACUCCAGGAACCUGUACUCACGCUGAUAACCACUUUGGAUUUUUUCUGUCUUUUCUUAGGGAAAAUGUAUAGGAGGAAAGAAAUGUUUACUUUUCAUAUGAAUGGACACUUUAAAAAAACAAAACAAACAAACAAAAAAAAAACAAA